Molecule: messenger RNA, 5292 nt
Organism: Bursaphelenchus xylophilus (pine wood nematode)
Lineage: Eukaryota; Metazoa; Nematoda; Chromadorea; Rhabditida; Aphelenchoididae
Source: the annotation of a GenBank genome assembly
AUGUCCGACUUCGGGGAUGACGACCCCUACACGGUGGACCGGGGCUACAAAACCGACAGCUACAUCAUGGCGGUUAGUGGGACAUUCGUGGAGAGCGAGGAGCCAAGAACUUUCGAAGAGCCGGAAUUUAGGCCGAGGCCGGUAAUGGUGAGUUAAAAAACCUUGGGAAGGUUUGGGGUAGAGAUUGGGUAGGAUUGGCCAUAGCAGUUCUAGCAAACUUCUGAGGGACCGUCGGAUGUUUUGAAGUCCGAAACUCAUGUUUUGAUGAAACUUUAAACAGAUUCAGAUAAGUCUUUUGCAAGAGAAAUACGAGAUUCCUAGAUCGCGCUUUGCAGAAACGACCAAGAUUUUUAUUUCGAAAAUUUGUCAAAUUCGAUGAAUUUUUCUCUAUUUCUAUUGGAAGAGGAAGCGUUUUUUAUAAAAAGUAAUUUUUUACGACAAAAACGUGGCCACAAAUAUUUUCCCCUCUGAACUGGGGCUUCACACAAUAUCUUCGCGGAGAUCCAUGAAUAUCUCGGCUGCAACUGUAAUUUCGAGUAAUUUUUUUAAAGAAUUGAUGUGUUGCCUAUGAAAAACUCCCUUGCAAAACUUAUUCUCAAAGAAUAUUGAUGUAAUAAAGUAAACUUUCUUUCAGCCAGUCACCACGGGCAAAGAACUUCUGCUCGAGGAGCCUCAACGAGAUUAUGGCGCCUUGGGGCCCGACGACGUCGAAUAUUACAGAACUAGCUCGUUUUGGAGGACUUGCCGGUCAGUUUUUUUAGACAUCAGCAAUUUUUGCUACGUCAUCUUCAACAGUGAUGUCAAUAAUACCUUUUAUCAUCAUAAAUUAUAUUAUUUUCCCUUUCAGCUGGUCCUGCGUCGUCUGCUGUAUCCUCCUUUUGAUUCUCCUCAUUCUCCUGACAGUCUACUCGCUCCUCAUUGCUCCUCGAUGUAUAGAACACCAGCAUGAGUGGUGGGAAAAAGCUGUUGUUUAUGAGAUCUGGACUCCUUCGUUUCGGGAUUCAGAUGCUGAUGGAAAGGGAGAUUUUAUUGGAGUUGCACAGAAAUUGAAAAAUAUUCGGAGACUUGGGGUUUCAACGCUUUACAUAAGGCCCUUUUUGAGUCAUAGCGACAGCGAUGGAGCUGCUGUUGAUGACUUUGACGAUGUCGCGCAUGACUUGGGAAAUUUAAAGGAAGCCGUAGAUUUGAUUGAACAGGCACAUAGCUAUGGAUUUAAGGUGAGGAUUUGGAACAAAAAAAAGUGUUACUUAGAUUUUCAUGAGAUUUGGGAAAAGUUUACAUAUUUUUUCUAAGUUUAUCCGAGAUUUUUAGCCCAAAUAUUGGUGAAACUUCGAUACUUUUUUUGCGAGUUUAUGCAGUAAAAAAUUGAGCCUAUCGAGAAAAUUGUUCUAACAAAAGAAAUAUGUGAAUAUCCUAUAAGCCCCAGAAAAGCAAGAGCCAAGAUUUUCAGUAUUUUUAAAUACUGAAAAUCGUAUUAAAAUACCAAUCCUUGGCGCGACAUUUACAGUGGCGGACUUGAUCCAUUGGCCAAAAAUGUGCCAUGUUGCAUCCGGGAAGUAUCAAAAAUGCAGCAAAAUACCUCCCUCUCCAAGUGAAAAACCCCCGAUUUCAAAAGCGCGCCCACUCUUUUUGUGAGGGAAAGGGCGCGCUCUUCAAAAAAAGAGAAGUUUUUUUCACCUGGUGAUGGAAGCAUUUUGCCACAUUUUUGAUGCUUCCCGGAUGCAAAAUUUUUGUGAGGGAAAGGGCGCGCUCUUCAAUUUUUUUUUAGUUGGAGAGACAGGGCAUUUUGCCACAUUUUUGAUAGUUCCCGGAUGCAAAAUGAUACGUUUUUUGCCACUGGAUCUGGUCCCUCACUGUAAGCAAAUUAAAAAAAAAAUCAAAGCGUCAUACACCUUUUCUACCACCAAUUUAUCGACCGGCCUACUCUAAAAAUCCUUUCAUUCCAGGUAAUCAUCGACUUCCCGGUCUCCGCCACCUCCCUCACCCAUCCGUGGUUCAUAAAAUCGUCGCAAGCGUCGGCCGAGGAAAACCGAGGAUUUGCUGAUUUUUAUUUCUGGAAAAAGAAUUAUCAGCCGAAUGAAUUCAUCUCGUCCUAUGGAUCAAAUGGUGAUGUUUAUUAUCACAUCGAAAACAAACCCGAUUUGGCUGUCUUGAACUUCAAAGAGCCGAAUGUGUCGAGGUCGAUACAGAAGUCGAUUUUUGACUGGAUCCAACGAGGAGUCGAUGGAUUCCACCUCCGAUACGUCGAUUAUUUGGCGAGAACUCAGGAUGGGAAAUUCCCGGUGAGUAAUUUUGUGUAAAGUACGAUGCGCUAUGACAUUUGGAAAAGAAAAAAAUUUGAUUUUUUAAAGCAUGAUCGUUAGCUCAGGUUUUGAUGGAAAAAAUUCAAUAUCUUUGGGCAAAAAUAUCAACUGAUUAGUGUAGUUUUUUGACGCGACAUUUCCCAAAAAAAAUGACAGCAAAAUUUUCUGUGACCGUUCUCCACGAUUUGCGUUAUCUCUUGGCAGCAAAGGUCAUAGAAUUUCAUAGCUGACACUGGAAGAUAAGAGCUAAAAUUUUCAGUAGUUGAUGUGUGUGUUAUACAAAAUGCACAAGCAAAUUUUGUAGAAAAUCUAAGCGUUGAAUAUCAAGAAAUUUCUUUUUUCUAACAAGGGAAGUACCCGAAGUGGGACGCUCAGAUUUUGGUGAAACUUAUCACAAAUUUAGAAUAUUUUUUUCUAGGAUAUAUGCGAGAAUCCUAGCUCGCGCUAUGCAGAAACUACCGAGAUUUUUAGAUCGAAAGUCUGCGAAAAUUUGAGACUUUUUGCCGAAUUUUGGCACGAAAAGUUUCAUGCCUAUUUCUACCGUAAAGGAUAAUGUUUCUACAAAAAAUCAAGAUUUUCCGCACGAAACUGUCAAAGUUAUGGCCAAAAAGUGUUUUUCUCUUGGACCGCUCUCCACGUUUAGUGUGCUCUCUCGGCGGCAAAAAGCGUUCAAUAUCUCGGCGGCACCCGCAAAGCGCAAGCUAAAACUUUCAGGAAUUGAUAUUUAGUCUAUUCCCAACGUGUGUGCAAAAUUUUAAAAAAAUUUGAGCGUCGCACUCGGGGUACUUCCCUUGUUAGAGCACAAAUGUAAAUUUUUUCAUUGGAAUGUUCUAAGAGGCUAUUUUUCAGAACUGGAAUGGAAUCGUCAAAGCCCUAACUGACACCAGGAAGACAAUUCGAACCAAAAUUAUGGAGCGUGACGAUCUCAGGGAUCGAAAAGUGUGAGCCACUUUCUUCGACUGUCAAAAAAGCCCUCCAAUUUUUCAAAAUUUUAUUUUUUGAUUUUUCAGUUUCUUCUACGCCUCCAUGGACAACAUCGGAGAGAUGGAGAAGCUGCGGCUUGGCCAGAAAGCCGGCCUCGACGCUGUCCUCAACUCCGAGCUCCUCAAAAUCGCCGUUGGCAAUAGGAUCUGCGAAAAGACGCCCGAUUCCAUUUCUGAUUGUACCAAUGAAGUUAUUGGCGAUAUUCUGCAGUUUUAUCAGAGUGCCGAUGAUAUCUGGCCAAUGUGGCAGUUCGGUGAUGCGGAUACGGAGAGAUUGGCUAGUAGGACAAGGUCAAGAUUGCAGGCAGAGUUGUUGCAAAUGGUGCAGUUGCUGUUGCCGGGAACGCCCAUCGUUUAUUAUGGAGAUAUGGUUGGGGCGAAGGAGGUGAAAGCUAUGGUAAGUGAGUUUGAAGGGCUUUCAUCGCUUCAGGCGGCUUUUAAAUUAUCUUUUCUGAUAAGAAAAGUCAUCAGCAGGGUGAAAAAAGAAAUUCAAGUACAGUGAAGGACCUUCCAAUGGCAAAAAAACGUACCAUUUUGCAUCCGGAAGCAUCAAAAAUGUGGCAAAAUGCCUCCCUCUCCAACUAAAAAAAUCCUUUUUGAAGGGCGCGCCCUUUCCCUCACAAAGAAGAGCGGGCGCGCUUUUAAAAUCGGAGUUUUUUCACUUGGAGAAGGAGGUAUUUUGCUACAUUUUUUGAUACUUCCCGGAUCCAAAAUGGUACGUUUUUUGCCACUGGUUCAGGUCCCCCACUGUAUCUUUUGUGAUAAGAAAAGUCAUCAGCGGGGUAAAAAAAAUUCAAGGAAUUGGGGGCAACUUUAGAAGAACAUUUUGCCAGGCAUGGCACACAUUUUUUUAUGGAAACUGUGGAGAUUUUUUGAUAGGAAGUUGACAUAAAAAAAUUUGUUUGUGAUUUACGAUUAGCUUUUGAGAAGUUUAGGCACAACAGCCACUUUAUCCGUCCAAGUCUCCUCUUUUUACACAUUAAAAAAGGUAAAAAUAAUAGCUAAAGACAAGUUCUUCCCUAUAUGUUCAUAUCUAAUUGCUGUAUCGAUACUCUUUUGUACUCAACACAAUUUUUUUCCUAUCUCAUCUCUCUUUUAGGACCAUCCCCAACGUUCGGCGAUGGCUUGGGAUGACACUUCAUCGGCCGGCUUUUCGGACGCCUCAGUUUUUCAAUGGACAGCCAGACUGCCUUCCGAAUGGAAGCACGUCAAUUUUGAGGUAACUAAACAUGACUUUAGAACCAAAAAAUUUCCAUCAGCUGGCUAAUGAUGACCAAAAAAUCUAGUUUUAUAAUUUUUUCUUCUUUUAGAAAGAAGUGGCCAAUCCGAAGAGUCGAUUGAGAGUUCUAAAAAGACUUAUUCAACUGAAGACAAUGCAUGAUGUCCUAUUUGAUGGUCAAACUUAUUUGAGCAAGCCAGUUCAGAACAGUUUUUCACUUUGCCGCUUCUGGCAAAAUGAGAAUGUCACCAACAAAGAAGUCUUUGUUUUGUCGGUCAAUUUUGGAUCACGGUGAGAAAUUUAAUUAUAAUUGAUAUGGAAAACGCUCGAGGUGUCACCUUUAGACCUUGAAUAGAAGUUUGGCGCAAAAUAUGGUCGUGUUUUUAUGCGGGCAUUUUCAGAAUUUUAACUAACGCUUUGCAAGAUUUUUUGAUGAAAAAUUAUGCAAUUUUUACCGAUUACGGCAUGAAAAAAUUGAUUGAAUUACAUAGUAGACCUAGAUAGUCCGUAAAUUUCCUAAAAAUUAAUUUUUUUUAAUUUUAACACUGAACCAUCUCUUUUCAGCCCAGUAAACAUCUCAAUUCAUGAUCUACCGCCCUUCGUCUAUGCUCAAAAGCACAUGAAUCUCGACUCCCAACCGAAUCCAUAUCUGGAAGCCCGUAUUUUGGCCGUCUCCUCGGCGGUCCAUCCGGAUUCCUGGUACACACAGCAAAAGUUCAAUAUCGCCUCAGGCCAAUUGGAAUUGGGGGUGGAUCAAGGGAUUUUAUAUCGGUUUUACGUUACAUAA